CGCCUGAGCCGAGCGGAGGAUGGAGAACCGGCCUGGGUCCUUCCAGUACGUCCCUGUGCAGUUGCAAGGGGGGGCGCCCUGGGGCUUCACCCUUAAGGGGGGUCUGGAACACUGCGAACCGCUCACGGUGUCGAAGAUUGAAGAUGGGGGCAAGGCAGCCUUGUCCCAGAAGAUGAGGACUGGUGAUGAGCUGGUGAAUAUCAAUGGCACUCCAUUGUAUGGCUCCCGCCAAGAGGCCCUCAUCCUCAUCAAAGGUUCCUUCCGGACCCUCAAGCUGAUUGUGAGGAGGAGAAACGCCCCUGUCAGUAGGCCGCACUCAUGGCAUGUGGCCAAGCUGCUGGAGGGAUGCCCUGAAGCGGCUACCACCAUGCAUGUCCCUUCUGAAACCUUCAGCUUGUCCUGGCAUUCCGGCUGCAACACAAGUGACGUGUGUGUGCAGUGGUGUCCACUCUCCCGGCACUGCAGCACUGAGAAAAGCAGCUCUAUUGGCAGCAUGGAGAGCCUGGAGCAACCAGGCCAAGCCACCUAUGAGGGUCACCUCUUGCCCAUUGACCAGAACAUGUACCCCAACCAGCGUGACUCAGCCUAUAGCUCCUUCUCAGCCAGCUCAAAUGCCUCUGACUGUGCCCUUUCCCUCAGGCCAGAGGAGCCAGCCUCUGCAGAAUGCAUCAUGCAAGGCCCAGGGUCAACUAAGGCCCAUAAUGGCAGGCCUAAUGUGCCUGAGACCUCAGGAAGUAGCCGGCGCACCAGCGGGGGCCACCUGACUCCCAGCUCCCAGCUGCCAUCCCGCCCACGGGAGAUCCACCACUCAGGGCCUGCCAAGGCUGCCAAGGGCCCGCCACAACCUCCGGUGAGGCGAGACAGUCUUCAGGCCUCUAGAUCCCAACUCCUCAAUGGAGAGCAGCGCAGGGCUCCUGAGCCUGCAGACUCUUUACAACGGGAGAAACUGAGUUUAGACACUACGCUAUCCCCAAGGAACCCUAACAGGUUUUGCUGCCUCAGCGGGCAAGACCAAGUGACAAACGAGGGCCAUCAGAACUGUGAGCUCAGCCAACCUCCUGAAUCCAGCCAGCAGGGUUCUGAGCACCUACUGAUGGAGGCCUCAUCCAAAGCUGUUGGAUUCCAAAAAUCAUAUGACAAAGCUUCCAGUAUAAAUUCCAGCCCACUCAACAAGGCUUCAGCAGAGCUAGCUAAGACUUCUUUUAGCAGCCCUCAACACCUCACAGCACCCACAGGCCAUCGCCAUAGUGCCCCUGAACAGCUGCUGGCAUCCCACUUGCAGCAUGUGCACCUUGAUACCAGGAGUACCAAGGGGAUGGAGCUCCCAACUGGGAAGGAUGGACAUGAGUGGACUCUGUCCCCUUUACAUAGCAGCCACACAGGGAAGAAAAGUCCAUGUCCCCCUGCAGGAGAAACCAAGGACCAGCCCAGCAAAGAGAGAAAGACCAGACCAGUGGAUGAAAGGCCUUUGGGUUCGGGGCACCAGAGCCCAAGCAGUUCCCCCCAUAGAGAAGCUGAUGGACACCCUCCAGAAAGAGGUCUCCAGGACCCAAACAGAGCAAGCAAAGCAGGCAGUGAGUUAGCCAGCCAGCAGCCCUCUGCCUCUGGCUCUCUUGUUCAACAAACCAGGGACUGUUCUUCAACCACUAAAGUAGCUGGCACCACAGAGGCAACUGAAGAAGGGGACAGUGAGUCCAAGGAGUGUGGCUGGGUGGGUGGUCGGCGAAAUGGAGGGACCCGGGGCCGCUCUAUCCAAAACCGGCGGAAGAGUGAGCGUUUUGCUACCAACCUGCGUAAUGAAAUUCAGAGGAGGAAGGCCCAGCUUCAGAAAAGCAAGAGCCCCUUAUCACAGCUGUGUGACACUAAGGAGCCAGUGGAAGAGACUGAGGAGCCCCUAGAAAGUCCUCCACUUCCUGCCUCUAACUCAUCUCUACUACCUUCACAUAAAAAACCACCUAGCCCCAGAGACAAGCUCUUCAAUAAGAACAUGAUGCUUAGGGCAAGGUCUUCAGAGUGCCUCAGCCAAGCCCCUGAGAGCCAUGAAUCUAGGACAGACUUAGAAGGACGAAUAAGCCCUGGCCAGAGGCCUGGCCAGUCCUCUUUGGGCCUGAAUACCUGGUGGAAUGCAUCUGACCCAUCCUCCUCAGACUCUGAGAAAACAAAGGUUCACCAUGGAGUCCGUGGAGGUCACUGGAGAUGGUCUCCAGAACACAACCUGCAGCCACAUGUGGCACUAGCCACAGAAGGCCCUUCCAACCCAGGUGAUAACAAGGAAUUGACAGUUUCUACCACUCAAGCUGAGGAGGAAGCCAUCCUCUUGCCCUUUGCAGACAGAAGAAAGUUUUUUGAAGAGAGUAGCAAAUCCCUAUCUACAUCUCAUUUGCCAGGUUUAAGCACUCAUAGUAACAAGACUUUUACCCAGAGACCAAAACCUAUAGACCAAAACUUCCCGCCAAUGAGCUCUAGCUAUAGGGAAUUGAGGCGCCAUCCCAUGGACCAAUCAUAUCGUGCCAAAGACAAAUCAUAUCAUUCCAUGUCACCCCUUCAGUCAGAAACUCCUACUUACUCAGAAUGUUUUGCAAGCAAAGGUCUAGAACAAUCCAUGUGUUGUAAGCCACUGCACUGUGGUGAUUUUGAUUACCACAGGACCUGCUCUUACUCCUGCAGUGUCCAGGGAGCUGUAGUACAUGACCCUUGCAUUUAUUGUUCUGGGGAAAUCUGCCCUGCUUUGCGAAAGAGAAAUAUGAUGCCAAACUGCUACAACUGCCGAUGUCACCAUCACCAAUGCAUUCGGUGUUCAGCUUGCUAUCAUAAUCCCCAGCACAGUACCCUCGAAGACAGCACCUUGGCACCUGGCAAUGCUUGGAAACCCAGGAAGCCUACAGUGCAGGAAUUUCCUGGGGACAAAUGGAAACCAAUAACAGGAAACAGGAAGACCAGCCAGUCAGGGAGGGAAAUGUCUCAUUCCAACGCUGGCUUUUCAUGGGCAACCCACUUCCAUUCUUGCCUUGAGAACCCAGCACUGGAUUUGUCAAGCUACCGAGCAAUCUCUUCUCUUGACCUCCUUGGAGACUUCAAACACUCCUUAAAAAAAACAGAGGAAACUUCAGUUUAUGAAGAGGGGAGCCCCAUGGCCUCCACAUCCCACCCACUGCGCAGCCGUGCCUUCUCAGAGAGCCAUAUCAGUUUGGAACCCCAGAGCUCCCGGGCCUGGGGGCAGCAUAGGAGGGAGCUCUUUACCAAAGUUGAUGAGACCCAGCCGGAUCCUCUGGGAGCCAGGAAGAAGGCCUUUCCUCCACCUCGCCCUCCUCCUCCCAACUGGGAGAAGUACAGGCUCUUCCGUGCAGCCCAGCAGCAGCAACAGCAGCACAAGCAGCAACAGCAGCAGCAAGAGGCAGAGGAAGAGGAAGAGGAGGAGGAAGAAGAGGAGGAGGAGGGGGUUGAGGAGGAGGAGGAGGAGGGGGUUGAGGAGGAGGAGGAGGGAGGGGAGGACGACGAGCUGCCACCCCAGUAUUUCAGUUCAGAAAGCACUGGUCCUUGUGCUCUCAAUCCUGAGGAGGUCCUGGAGCAGCCACAACUCCUGGGCUUUGGUCACCUGGAGGUCUCAAGGCAGGGCACACAAAGCCUCCCAGCAGAGCAAGAGUCCUUUGCUCUCCAUUCCAGCGAUUUCCUGCCUCCAAUACGGGGCCACUUGGGAUCUCAACCUGAGAAGGCUCAGCCCCCUUGCUAUUAUGGUGCCGGUGGACGUUGGAGGACAUCGGAGCAGGAGACCACUGAUCCCUACAAACCAGAAGCCCUGAUGGCAGAAGAGUCCAAACCUAAGCCAGCAUGGAGCCAGAGCUACUUCUUUCCUGAGGAGCAGUUCUCUUUCAUGGGCUGGGGCUCCGAGAAGCAGCAUCUCAGCCCCACGGGCUUCAGUGAACCCAAGACAACAGGGUCUGCUGCGACACUUGUCAAGCCCCUGGGUGCCACUGGUUCCAUUUUUUCCCCAUUUCAUCCUGCAACUAUGGAGGAGGCUGGGGCCACUGGGGAUAUGCCAGAAGUGGAGAGAUUCUAUCCCUUCUCAGACCGAAGGCCUGCCCCACAGCAGGCAGUCUCAGAAGAGCUCAUGAGAGAUGUGGUGGGCCGUGACAAGUCCCUGGCAGGGGUGCUAACCCCAGCCUCCAACAUGGUGACCACUGCUGAGGUCAUGGGUGACCUCUUUGCUGUGGGAGAUCCGCAGUGGAGGGGCCAUUUCAAGCAGGAGUGGUACCACCGGGAAAGAAGAAAUUAUCAGAGUGUCCAGGAAAGCCUCAGGGUGCCUUUACAAGAAUUUCAGCACUUCUCGCCUCCUCAGGGGGCCCCAGGGAUCCCUACCUCUUAUUCAGCUUAUUACAAUAUUUCUGUGGCCAAGGCAGAGCUGUUGAACAAAUUGAAAGACCAACCAGAGAUGGCAGAAAUUGGCCUAGGAGAGGAGGAAGUUGACCAUGAACUGGCUCAGAAAAAGAUACAGCUUAUUGAAAGCAUUGGCAGAAAACUUUCUGUCCUGCGGGAGGCGCAGCGAGGAUUGCUAGAGGACAUCAGUGGCAAUUCUGCUCUUGGAGAGGAGGUGGAGGCCAACCUAAAAGCUGUCUGCAAGUCCAAUGAGUUUGAAAAAUACCGUUUGUUUAUUGGGGACCUGGACAAAGUGGUCAACCUGUUGCUGUCACUCUCUGGACGACUGGCCCGGGUGGAGAAUGCUCUUAACAGCAUCGAUUCAGAGGCCAACCAGGAGAAGUUGGUGCUGAUAGAGAAGAAGCAGCAGCUGACAGGGCAGUUGGCAGAUGCCAAGGAGCUGAAGGAGCAUGUGGACCGACGGGAGAAGUUGGUGUUUGGCAUGGUCUCCCGCUACCUGCCUCAGGACCAGCUCCAAGAUUACCAGCACUUUGUGAAGAUGAAAUCUGCUCUCAUCAUUGAACAGCGAGAACUGGAAGAGAAGAUCAAGCUCGGGGAAGAGCAGCUCAAAUGUCUCAGGGAGAGCCUACUCCUGGGGCCCAGCAAUUUCUAAUUCCACCAGCAGACUGCCCACACCAUCCCUGCCCAUCCACAAUGGGAAAUGCUUCCAAUCUGUGUUAGCAGUUUGUUAGCAAGUAGAUAACAGUUAGUUAGCAGUUUGUUCUAUAUUCUCUGGAUGUCGCUCACUGCCCCUUAUCUAGCAGUGCUCCCAACCAGCAGGAGACUCCAGAGAGACCCUAGGGAAUAGAAGCAACAAAUAGAAGCUGUAGCAGGAUGUGAUCAAACAAACACACCAUCCUUCCCACAGUUUGCCCAGCAAGCACUCACCACACACAUUCCUUCAUUUUCCUUUGUACUAGGACACCAAAGACAUCAUGCACUCACCACCCACCCACACCAUAAUCAGCCUCUCAAGUCUCAGAGAGAAGCUUCCAAUGCAGCUUCCCUCUACCUAGCCAUUUCCCACAGAGAUCUGGCUGUCUUGAGGGCAUUUGCCUACAGAAUUUCAGGGCCUCACUCAAGUUUUGCAGUGGGAAGCAGAGAAGGACGAAUUACACUUAAUAGAAUGUGAGCAAAGGUUGAGGAUUCCCAGAUUCCCUCCUGGAAGGAGCUAGGCUUAAACAAAUUGUCUCCAUCCUCACCUUCCCCAGCAUCUACAUGAGGGGGAAGAGGCCCACUCUCAGCCCUGGCUGGUGUGGCCCUCCUCCUGUCCUAAGACUGUGGACCUACCACUUCCUAUUUCAUCUUGCCUCUUCCUUGCUGGGGGUCACAGGUGCCUACUCUAAGGGCUUCACACUAUGGGCCAUGAGUAACUCUACUAAAGCUGACUUCUGCAUACAUGUUUUAUUGUUGGGGGGAGGGGGUUCUUAUUGUUAUAUUUUAAAUAGCCUUUAUUUAUUUUUAUGUUUUAUUGUUUUUUUCUUCUUUUUUAACUAAUAAGGUGAGAAGAGGGGAGUUGGAAAGGGAAAAGUUAGCCCAGAAGGAAAGCAUUUUCUGUAGAUCAGCCUGGAUUCACCAUGGCUAGAUAAGCACGUGCCAAGACCUUGAAUUCUUCCCACCAUAGCUAACAAGUGUCUAAGAAAGAAGUUCUCACCUUGAACUGAGAGCUUCCCCACUGUGGCCUGGCCCUAUACUUCCCCUAAAGUCUGAAUGACCAUGAGCUUAGCAUUCCCCAACAGGGUUCAAUGUUUUCUUACUUAUUUUUUCUUAAAACCAAAGAAACCUGAAACUGACAAAGGAUCACCUAUGUCUCUACAGUCUCCAAGCUAAGGAAAGCGGAGAGGUGAGCUCAGGAGGAGCUCCUCUAUCUAAUUGCUUUCUCAGCCUGUGGCCUGGCUCAGGGAACCAAAAUUCAUGGUAGCUGCCAGGGUCAGCCAUCCCCCACCCCCAGAGCAAAUUAUAAUCCAGCCAGGAUCUGAGGUGCACAAACAACUAAUGCUGCUGCUGUUGCCAAGGCCCUGACACCAGUAGCCAGCUUCUAUCCUGGAAAAGCCCUCAGGUAGGCAAUGGCAGGAAGGGAGUUGUGGCCACACUCUGCCCUGUUAUCCAGCACAAUUCCCUAUUCCUUACUAACUGGGGCCCAUGCUUGAUAUUGCAUCGCCCUGGCCAGCAAGCCCUGGCAUCUGUUCUAGUCACGGCUGAGUCCCUCAUGGUCCAUGGAGGUUAACUGUAGCAGCAGGGUUGCCUCAUUCAACCAAAGAAUUUGCCAAAUAACUUUGCUGCUGCUACAAAUACUGGUCCCUAACUUCCAUUUCCUCUUCAUUGUAGUUGGAAACAAUGGAAGAAUCUUAGCCAGCAGGGUGUCCUUUUGGAGGGGAGGGCUGAGUAUGCUUUUAGAGCACUGCUGCUGUCAGAACCACUGUUAAAAUGUCAACCUGCCAUUCUCCUGUCAAGUGGAGGAUUCUCCUUUAUUCAGGAAGGCUGAUGGCUUGUAAAGGGCUGGGCUUAUCCAAACCAAAGUUAAGGAAUAUGGGGGAGUGUUUUGAAUAUUGGCUGUGGUUGCCAUUUUUAAAGAAGAAAUACAGGCUCUAAGACAAACAAUGAGCAAAUUAAGAUGUUCUGUAUUGAGGUUAUACGGCCCAUGUAGUCCAUUGUUCAAAGCUUUUUUUUUUUUUGUUUGUUUGUUUUCUAGAACAGCUUUUUAGAAAUAUGGGCCCAGGGAAAAGAAUGGUCUCUCACCUGGACACCAUGGUCAUAGUCUGAGUUUUUCUAGUUAGCAGUACAUUGGUUGUACCUUAAGUUUAUCACAGUAAAAGUACUAUUGACUCUGUUAUUUUUGUCCCUUAUCCCACUUCAAAUUACCCUAGAGUUGGAAUCAGGACACGAGGAUGCUCAUUUUCACACAGAAUGACAGUUUCCAAAGAACUUAAUAAAAUAACUCCAAAGUUAUAUUGAGCACGGAAGCUAGGCCAACAAAGGUGAACUAUUAAACAGGCACUGAUGCCUGGCACUGCUGACAUGGCAAUUCCAUUGUGAGUGAUAGUACUGCAAAGCUAUCAGUAUUACUUGAGAUAUAGUCUCUCUCCCCCAUUCUCAUUUCCUGGGGUCUGCCCCCCAUGAAAAUCUGCCAGGAGGUAGCAGUUUGGGAGGCAGGCCAAGGGAUUUCUACAAAGACAGUUAUUGGUCUUGAUUUCUGCCCUCUCCCUUCAAACACUCAUACAGGCCCCACUGGGUAAUAGGUAAGCACAAUGGUUGAUAUAGAGAGAGGAAUCAGUGCAAGAGCUACUACCACAUGUCCCUCCUAACUCCCUGCUCCUAGGAUGCUGGGUAAUUGAGUCUCCUUGAGUCCUACCAGCUGCAGACUCAGCCAGGAUAUAGCAGUAAAUGCUCAAGGGGAAUGCAAGAGAAAGAGACAGACACUGAAAAUAAAGACCUAGCACUGGACAGACUGGAAGCUGAGGAACGGAGAGGGUAAAAAAUGAAAAGCCUCUAUCAAGGCCAGGUUCAGGUUCUGUUUUCCAUUUAACCUCAUGUGCCAAAAAGCUAUCCAGGGGCACUAGAGCCACAACUUUAACCCCAGGCUCCCAGUCGCAGGUUUCAAAUGAAGGAAACGGGGCACAUUUCAGGUCACUUCUUCCCAGCUGGAGCUUGGUGACUCCCACUGUCUUUGCCACAGGAGUUCUCUAUGCCAAUAAUAUUUCUGUAACAGCGUAUUGUAUUCUUUGAAGAUUAGUAGAUCUUUAGAGGGGGGUGGGGCAGGGGGCAAUUUCUAUAGAUACAGAACCAGUGUUUGUUGUACAGCUGUUGGGGGGCAUCUAUCCCAUGUGAAGCUAUUAUUUUUCUGAAUCUUAUUGUUUUUGCAUUUGUGUCCUCCACCACUCCCUUCUUGGCUGACAUUGAUAUGCCUGCCAGAUUGUCAUCAAGGGUCAUACUUCAAUAAAAGGU
This is a messenger RNA of Rhinolophus ferrumequinum (greater horseshoe bat), 8358 nucleotides long. RefSeq names its product shroom family member 4 (gene SHROOM4). Gene Ontology annotation, molecular function: actin filament binding. Gene Ontology annotation, cellular component: adherens junction; apical junction complex; apical plasma membrane. Gene Ontology annotation, biological process: actin filament organization. Lineage: Eukaryota; Metazoa; Chordata; Mammalia; Chiroptera; Rhinolophidae. The transcript is spliced from 10 exons. Bases 20 to 5026 code for a protein of 1668 amino acids. The record is from RefSeq and is a predicted model, not a curated record.